Acomys russatus (golden spiny mouse) is the source of this 2560-nucleotide messenger RNA. It is a transcript of the gene Taf1c, whose product is annotated as TATA-box binding protein associated factor, RNA polymerase I subunit C. NCBI's taxonomy places the organism in Eukaryota, Metazoa, Chordata, Mammalia, Rodentia, Muridae. Gene Ontology annotation, cellular component: fibrillar center. The transcript is spliced from 14 exons. The record is from RefSeq and is a predicted model, not a curated record. Gene Ontology annotation, molecular function: RNA polymerase I core promoter sequence-specific DNA binding; protein binding. Gene Ontology annotation, biological process: transcription by RNA polymerase I. Bases 44 to 2560 code for a protein of 838 amino acids.
UCAGAACCCUAAUUAAGGUGACAUUAGAUACGUUCUCUCCAGGAUGGACUUCCCCAGUGCUCUGAGCCCUUCGUUGUUUAUGGCUGGGCCUCUUGGCAUGACCGAUGGCCCUGACCUGUCCUUCAUGUGCAGCUGGAGGGAUGCACUGACCAUGCCAUGGUCUCAGCCUCAGAACUGCAAGGACGAGACAUUGCCCUUGGCCAAGAACCUGCUGUGGGAACCGACAACACCAGGGCCCCUCCCCCUGCUGCCUCCUGGUCCUGAUCCCUGGGACCCUGGUGUGACAGCUCAGGACCUCCUUUUCCGGGGAGGUCACUGCUACCAGUUCCGGUCUCAAGUUAUACUGGAUGUCGCUGAGCAGCUCAGCCGCUUCCUGUGGGACCACGGGGACAUAGCCUUUGCCCCCCUGGGGAAACUUAUGCUGGAGAACUUCAGACUGGCUGGGAGCCGGGGCCACUCGAAAAAGAUGACCAUAGUCAGCGUGAGGAAGCUGCUUCAGGACCUCGGUGGACACCAGCCGUGGGGGUGUCCCUGGGCUUUCCUUAGCCACCGGCUACGUCGCUUCUCCAUCCUCGGUGGUCCUGUCCUAAGCAGGUCAGUGUCAUUGCUUAUGGGGAAGCUGCUGCACGAAGAGCUGGCUUUGCGGUGGGAACAGUCGCUGCUGGAUGAGGCCUUCACUGGGGGCGCUUUGGCCUGGUUGCCAGGAAGGACAGCACGGGCUGGACAGCUGGUCUUUCCCAGUGGAGGUGCCUUGGACAAGCUGUAUUUCCAGGAUGUCAGUGUAAAGUCAGGUGGCAACCCCCGGGUCCUGGAGGACCCUGGGCACAUCCAGCUUCAGGGGCCCGUACGGCAGGUGGUGUCCAGCACUGUCCAGGGUGAAACGCUUCUGGCCGUCCGCUCUGACUACCACUGUGCCAUGUGGAAGAUUGACAAGCAGAGGCUACCAGCAGCCCUACAGGUGCUGCAGGUGGAGAAGGGGGCCACUGGUAUUAGCCUCAGCCCUCACCUGUCAGGAGAGCUAGCUAUCUGCAGCCGUUCUGGAGCUGUGUGUCUGUGGACCCCACAAGAUGGGCUGCAGCUAGUCUACAAGGACUCUGAGACGCUUGCCUUCCGUGAUCCAUCUCCCUGGCGCUGGGCAGACUUUACUGCCCACCCCCGGGUGCUGACUGUUGGGGACCGCACGGGUGUGAAAAUGGUUGACAUUCAGGGCCCCCCGGGCUGUGGGCUGAUGCUGUUCCGUGCCGGAGCAGAGGCUGCCUGCCAGAAAGGAGAGCGGGUGCUGCUUGCCCAGUACCUUGGUCAGCCAGGUCCUACCUGUACUCCCCUGCAUCUCAUCUGUACCCAGUUCUCUAUCUACCUGAUGGAUGAGCGCCUCCCCCUGGUGCCAAUGCUCAAGUGGGACCAUGGCCUGCCGUCUGCACCCCUGCUUGCUCGCCUGCUACCCCCAGCUAGCCCUGGCUGCCCACGGCCCCUGCUACUGGGGGGACAGCGUGGACAGCUUCAACUACUGCAUAUAACAGGAGAGGGGACCUCCAUACCCAAGCUGGCAGGGCCUCCUCAGUCUCUGCCUUCCAUCACGGACUCCCUCUCCGCCUUUCCCCUACUGGAACCCAAGCAGCAGCAGCAGCUGCAGGAACGUUUGGAGGCACCAGUCAUAGGUCUGGCCGCUGCCCCACCCUGUGCCUCUGCCCCAGGGCUGUUGCUCUUCCAGCUCUCAGCAGCUGGAGACGUCUUCUACCAGCAGCUACGCCUCCAGCCAGCCUCCAGUCUUGGACAAGAGCCACCUGACCACCUAGCACCAGAGUGCCAUGCACCCAGGGCAGCAGCACUUUCUGUGGAGCAGCAGUCUAUACCCUCUUGGACCCCUCAGGCCAGUGCCCGUUGCAGCCGCUGGCUGGAGGGCCUUCUGCAGCUAUCCCCAACUCAUCCUGUGUGGACCGCCCCCACCUUCUCCCACCGCCGUUUUCUGGGCCCCAUGGAGCUACAGAAGAGCGAGGAGAGCAUGUCACAGAGGCUCCGAGCAGCUAUGGCCAAGGGGCAGCUCCUGAGGCCUGCGGAUCUGGGUACACUCCCCAAGGCAGAGCCGCCCCCUACACCUGAGUGCAGCCAUCAGGAUGAGCUCACUGAGCGCUUGGCAGAAGCCUGGGAAGGCCAGGCAGAUGCCUGGUGGAAAAGACAUCUAGGUCAGAGCUCAGAGCCCCAGAAACGGACCAAGCGGCCUAAGCACCGGACUCAGCUGUCUAGCACCUUCUCCUCCUUCACGAGCUGCUUGGACUUCCCAGCUACCAGCAGUGCCCCUCGUAGCCAAGUCCUCUCUACCUCAGAGACCUUGCCUUCACCUCCAGGGACCCUACCUUCCCAGGCGUUAACACAGGAGCGUGAGUGCCGAGAGACACUCCAGGCCUACAAGGCCAAGCCGCCACUUGAGAAGGACACUCCAGGACCUGUGGCCUCGCCACCCUCCCAGUCCUCCAGCCAAUGGGCCAUGCCCUUCAGGCAGAAAACACCUGUCCUCUCUGGCUCUCACCCUCCCCGAAAGAGGCCACGAAUGGGCUUCUGA